Messenger RNA from Chara braunii, 5189 nucleotides. The record is from the annotation of a GenBank genome assembly. Lineage: Eukaryota; Viridiplantae; Streptophyta; Charophyceae; Charales; Characeae.
GGGAGAAAGGAGCCGUUCUUGUGACAACUGUUCAUAUGACAGGGAGGAAGAAGAAUGCAGUAGCAUUGGCAAAGUUAUGAGAGCAAAUCAUGCGCGAGAUCGGGCUGCAACGGAUCAACGCCAUUUGUACCGACAACGCGGAGGUAAACAAGAAGGCGGCCCAGAUCUUGGAGAGGCGGACAGAUAGAGAUGUUGCGAGGAUACCUUGGGUACCAUGCGGAGCGCACUGCUGCAGCUUGUUGUUGAAGGACCUGAGCAAUCUUCCAUGGGUGAAGGACACCGUGAAGACGGCCAACACCAUCGUCAAGUUCAUAAGGAACCAUCACGCUACCAAUGGUCUGAUGAUGACAAUCGAUGACUCGUUGACAUUGCUGCGCCCGACUGAGGUCCGGUUUGGGUCGGUGUACCAGAUGUUGCACAGGCUAUUGAACAGGGAGGAUGUGUUGAACGAGAUGGUGGAUGGCAAGUUUGCUGCGAGGUGGAGGGCUUUGAGGUGGUCAGGAGAGAAGUUGCAAAGAAAGGCAGACCUUGUCUACUUCACAUUGAGGACUGAGAGUUGGUGGGCGAAGGUCAAGAAAAUUGUGGCAUUCAUGGAGCCUGUGUACGGUUUGUUGAAAAGGAUGGACAAGGAAGGAGUUAGUCCCACCAACCUCGUAGAGUUCGAUGAUAUGAUUGCAAGGAAAUUGUCAAAUGUCGUCCUCACGAAGACGGAGAGGGAAGACGUUAUGGCAAAGAUUGGGCGGACGUGGAAUUCAAAGCAGCAUGUUGACAUGUGGGAUUAUUUGUGGGAGUUUUUGAGAGAGCCUGUGGAAGGGGAAGUCCGGAAAGACGAACACAUGUGGACAGACCAUGCAAGAGAAGGAGCCACGCGACGUGCACCUCAAGACUGGUGGGGAUUACAUGGUGGAGAUGUCCCGGAAUUGCAGAAGAUUGCCAUCAGAGUGUUGGGAAUGUGGAGCACAGCCAUACCUGCAGAGCGCAAUUGGGCUUCAAUGGACUUCGUCCAUUCGAAGAGGAGAAACAGCCUCUCGCCGGAGUCAUUGGAGAAGCUUGUGUACAUUCACUGGAACAUGCAGCUGCUGCGUGUUCCAGACAGCAAGGAGAAUGGCUACGUUGACACGUGGGGGUCCUUCUUCGAGCCGUUGAUGGAGCCGACGGAGGAAGAGCAGUCUGUUCAGGAGGGCACGAUGGACAAGACUGCAAACAAUGUGGAGGAGGAGAAGAGGCAACAGAGAUUGGCAAAGGCUCCGAAAGGACGGGUUCCAAAGGGGCUCGAAGAUGAGGACUCAACCGGGAGCAACGACUUCGAGGAUCUUGUGUGGAAGGGGAAGUGUUGGAACGAAACCACUUCCGACGAGAGUGAUGAUGAGGAUGACAUUGGCGAGGACUCCGGUUUCGAGUUGGGGGCAAAGCCAGCAGUCCCCGCCACUACAUACGUCAGUCGGAGGCUGAGGAGGCAUGAAAAGGAGGCGGAGGUGCUGCCUUCUGACCCCGUGGCGAGAGUGGACACAGACAUCGAGUUCUUGACGCACCCGUUGCCUGAUGCAGAGCACCCAGUACGUGAUGCACACCACCUGGUGCCUGAUGCAGACGAGGAGGAAGCAGCGCGGGCAAAGGCUAUGGCGGACAGAGAUGCUGCUCUUGUUCAGAAGCGUAUGCAGCAGGAGGAGGCUCGGCGUGCUGCUGUCCCAACCCGAAGGGAGAGAGAGAGACAAUCGAGCCAGGUUGAGAAACAUUACACACAUCACCUGGUCGACAACGUGGAAGAGGAGGCGGAUGUGCAUGCACCGCAUGAAGGCUGUUUGCAGAUUGUUGGAGAGGAUGUUCCAGGAGUCAAGGGAGAAAAAGAGAAGCGGGAAAAAAAUGAUGAACAUGAAGAAAAAGAAAAUUUGCAGCAGGAGGGAGUUCACUUGACGGAGGCUGCGGGAGAGCACUGUGAAGAACAGGGAGAAGAGCUGCGGCAACCACCACCCGCGGUGUACACACGAAGACUCCGGCCCCCUGCACUGCAAUGGCCUGCAGCGCUAGAGGAGCACCAGGAUCAGCAGGUUGUGGCUGGGGAAAAGCGGCAGGAACUGCAAGCAGCAGUCCGAGGAGCAGCACACCACAUUGCCAAGCCACCGUACCCUGCAGAGAACGAGGAUGCCCAGCAUGAUAACCUUUGGAAAAGCAGGGCGGGGCGAAAGAGGAAAGCUCUGGUGGAUGAAAUCCCUGCAAAGCCGCGCCGAGGUCGAGGCAGGCCCCCCAACCCAAAAACGGGUGAUAAUGCUCGGAAAAAGAAACAGCGCGCUGCAGGCAGGCGCCGCAAAGUCGAAGUCGCCGAGGAUGACCCCUCUUCGGAUGAGGGAGAUGAGCCAUCGGUGGGACGGAGGACGUCGCCGAUGGGUGGGCCGACAGACGCGAUAUCGAUGUUGGGACAAUGUCCUGGGGACUCUGUUCAUGAUGAGGACGGACUCGCGCUUGCCGAGGGCGGUGAUGUGGAGGUUGCGGGUCGAGUGGAGGCGGACUGGCGGGUGAAUUGUGCGGCAUUGGGGCAGCUGGUUUGUUGGUGCCCAAAUUGGCGACAAAGGAAGCAACCUCCAUUUGCUUGGAGGUGUGGUGAACUCGUCCGAGGAAGGGAUGGAGGUGGUGUCUUCAGGGCUGAUGUGAUGGAAAACGCGGGUGCGGGAGGGGGCGGGCACGGGCUGGUGAUGGGGGUGGAGUCGUCGAUCGUGGUGAAGCAUGCGAGAGAGGAGGUCAGCAAGGGGCAUGUUGGGUUCGUGGGCGAGGGCGGUUGCAAGGUCUUUGUGGCAUACUCGUUUGAUGCGGGAGAUGAACGCAAAGUCGGGAAUGAUGGUGGUGGGGAGGUGGUGGCGGAGGGAGCAGACAUAUUGGACGAAACGGUCCAUGGGACCGGUCUGGCGGAGGUGGCAGAAUUGUUCAAGGUAGUCAUCAAUGGUUUUCUGGGGGCGAAAGGUGGCAGUGAGAAGGUUGGCCCAUUGGAGGAAGGAGUGGCGUGGUCCUUCGGAGGGUCGGCGGUUGCUGACUUCAGCCAUCCACCAUUUGGCGGCAUUGUUGAGGAGCUGAGAGGUGGCAAUGGGGAGCCAGUGGGCAAGGGGCAUGUGGUCGAGGUGAAAAGAGUUUUAGUGCUAGAGGUCACGCGGUUGGAUAGGCCAGAGAUAUUGGCUUCGAUUUUGGUGAUGGACGCGCGGAUGUCCGUUUGGAAAGAGGACAUCAUGCGAACGAGGGUGGCGAUAUCGGUGGCAACGGGCUCGGAUCUUUGUUCGCCCGUAAGUUCGCGAGCGAGGUUGUCAACAGACUGGGUGUUGACGGCGGUCCUAUCGAUGCUAGAGGACUGGGCCAUGUUGGGAGAAGAUGGAGUGGAUGCGGUGGUUGAGGCGACGGCUGCGGAUGAGGUGGAGGCAGACACGGCGGCAGCGGCGAUAGGGUCUUGGUUUGGCGUGGUGGCAUGUGGAGAUGGUUGUACCAUCUUUAGCAAGAUCGAUCUCAAAUCUGGUUAUCACCAUAUUGAGAUGGCUGAAGGCGAUGCCCACAAGACAACCUUCAAGACCAGUUUUGAGCUGUCACGAGAGGAGGCUAUUUCGCCUAAGUUGUUGCCGCGAUACAUGGGUCUGUGGAAUGUCUUAGAUAGAGUGGGAGCUGAUCCAUUUGGACCAUCCUAUACAGUGGAUGUCCCUCGACAUCUACAAACCUACCACGUCUUUUAUGCAUCUAAGUUGCUGCCAUUCACAUCAGCUGAUGCAUUUCCAGACAAGCCUCCUCAGUUCGGUCCCCCUAUUCUUGGCAAGGGAUAUGAGGUGGAAUCUGUGGAGGAUGAGUCAGCCUCAUUCACUAUAGCAUCUGCGCUCGUGGACUAUGCCGCUACAGUCAUAGAGAAGUACGUGCAAGCCAACAACUGCAGCCAAUGGCUAAAUGACACUUUCACACAGAAUGGGAAGUUCGACGUGGAGGCUUUCUCUCAAUGGAUUAGGGGUAACCUGUCUGCAAGCGAUGACGUUUUUGCCGGCUGCAGGCAGAUUGCGUACCAGAUCGCUGAUCAUGAGAGCCAGUGUAGGAGGUUCUGCAGCCCACAUGAACCGAGAUUGUGCUGUGAUUCUAUUUAUCUCCCGCAUGUGGACUUGCAAAACCUUGUUGGCCUUCCCCUUGGAGAGUCCACCUCAGAAUCCAUCGAACUCGACAAAGCGAGGAACAACUUGACCUACAUCAGGAGGAUUGGGAAUUUUCAAGAGUUUUAUGUGCCCCAGGACGAGAGGGAUGCGUUAGCCAGUGAGCUAGCAGCAAUUGAGGAACCCCUGGAAAGGCAAGAAGUAGAGGAGGAGAAGAAGUUGGAAUGGAAGUUGAGGAUGAAGAGGGAGAAGAAGAGAAGGAGGGAGGAGGUUAAUAGGUUGACCGCAGAAGUGGCAAAAAUGAGGGAUUGCAAACAAGAAAUGGAGGCGCAGACUGACAUGUCUGCCAAGAUGGAUAAGGUGCUGGGAUAUUUAGAGGUCUUGGAGAAGCUCAAAGAGGCUAACUUCAAGAUCAACGCAAAGAAGUGUGAGUGGGCCAAGACGCAAGUCCUGUACUUGGGCCACGUAUUAGACGGAUAUGGCAUUAAGCCAGAGGAUAGUAAGAUCGCGGCGAUUAGAGACUGGCCGAUGCCCCGCACAUUGACAGAAUUGCGGUCGUUCCUAGGCCUAGCCAACUACUAUAGAAAGUUCGUAAGGAACUUCUCUACUAUCGCCGCUCCCUUGCGCCGGUUGCUUAAGAAAGAGGCAAUCUGGCAAUGGGACAGAGAUCGUACGUCUGCGCUAAAGAGACUGAAGCGCGCGUUAAGGUACGUCACCACGGACGCGAGUCGGUAUGGAAUAGGCGUCGUGUUGCAGCAAGACGACGACGAUGGCUAUAGACCCGUAGAGUUCAUGUCAGCGAGGAUGCCCUCAGAGAAGGUUGCUACCUUGACGUACGAGAGAGAACUCUAAGCUCUCAGGAAUGAAAGCCGACUGCAUAGAGUAUGUUCGCAGUUGCAAAGUUUGCCAGAGAAACAAGACCACUACGCAUGCCCCCCUAGGUCUUCUCAGACCCUUGCCUAUCCCAGACCAACCGGGAGAUUCAGUCUCCAUUGACUUUAUGGAUGCCGGUGUCAAGAGUAGACACGACAAGAGCCAAGUCAUGGUCAUAGUUGAUAGAUUCAGUAAAUAUGCAGUUUUUGU